This is a messenger RNA of Laccaria bicolor S238N-H82, 1304 nucleotides long. Its product is annotated as Ca-transporting ATPase, truncated. The record is from RefSeq and is a predicted model, not a curated record. The coding region runs from base 444 to 1304 and encodes 286 amino acids. Gene Ontology annotation, biological process: magnesium ion transport. Gene Ontology annotation, cellular component: intracellular membrane-bounded organelle; membrane. Lineage: Eukaryota; Fungi; Basidiomycota; Agaricomycetes; Agaricales; Hydnangiaceae. The transcript has 8 exons. Gene Ontology annotation, molecular function: P-type magnesium transporter activity.
ACCAAGUUGGACGACUUCAAGCCCAACAAGGCCUCGCCGCUCACUGUCGAUGCUGGACAGUGAAUUUUCGACACGGCUGAGAGGCUCAAUGGAGAAGGACUUCGACUUGUUGCUGUAGCUUGUAAAUCGUCGGUUGCCCUGCCUUUUAUGACGUUGAACACCAAUGACGUGACCGACGGUUGUCUUCAUCCGACUUGUUGGCUUUUUGGAUCCUUUGUAACCCAAUGCUUCUGAGGCAAUCAAUAGGCUUGCUAAGCUGGGCGUCCAGGUCAAAAUUCUCACUGGCCUGCCAAAGUCGCCUGAAAUCUUGGUAUCCUUCCUUCCAAGUCAUCCUCCCCCAAUCACCUCAGCAUCCCAGAGGACGAGAAAGACUUGAUGAUUACGGGAUCACAGCUGGCUGCACUUUCCACUGGUCAAGCCGCAAAGUUUGAUGCGGUUCUGGAAUGGUGCAUUAUUUUCGCAAAGGUCCUCAUCAGAAACUUCAAGUCAUGGAAGGGUUACGUAGUGGUGGAGGGGGCGGAGUUGUCGCAUUUUUAGGCGACGGAGUUAACGACGCCUUGGCGAUUCGCGUGGCUGAUGUCGAAAUUUCUGUGGAUUUGGGAACUGAGAUCGCCAAGGAGGCUGCCAAUGUUAUUCUGUUGGAAAAAAAUCUUGAUGUCAUUGCCCAUCGUGUUUUGUUCAUCAAUACAAUCAAGUACAUCAAGAUGGCCACCUCAUCCAACUUUAACAAUGUUUUCUCUGUCCUCGCGUGGUUGCCUUACCAGCCAAUUCAACCACUCCAGCUUCUCUUCCAAAACUUGCUGUAUGAUUCCUCCCAGGCUACAAUUCCUUGGGAUAACGUCGACCCGGAAUAUCUCGCCGCUCCAACCACUUGGAAUGCCAGGUCAAUUGCACGCUUCAUGAUUUUUUUGGGCCCAACUUACAGUGUAUUCGAUAUUUGUACCUUCCUUAUCAAUUGGUACCCAUUCGGAAUCCGAGACCAACAUUCUACCCUGGUUCCACUUGCCCAGACUAAUUGGUUUUUGGAGGGUGCAAUAACUCAGCUCUUUAUUAUCCAACUCCUCCAAACAGGAAAAAUUCCCAUUAUCCAAUCACGAGUGUCUGUCUCCAUUGUAGCCCUGACUACUUUGGUCAGUGGCAUAGUAUUCGCCAUUCCUUACAUUCCCAAGCUUAGUGCUGUACUGGGGAUGUCACGUCCUAAACCAGAGUUUUAUGGCUUCUUGGCGGCCAUGGUCAUGGGCUAUGUGAUUUUGGUCCACAUUGUGAAGGUAAUCUAUCAACAUAUGUUCAAGGAGUGGCUUUAG